AUGAAAUAUUCUUAUCUCAUAACAUUGGAUGUGGAUGGAGUGCUAAACAACUUUCUUAUGAAUAGCAGUAAACAUAAGGAUGAGAUCAGUAUUUUUUGGGAUAAAAAACCAUUAAGUCCCCAUGCUAUUCUUUUCAUUCCUGUUCUGGCACAUAAGUUGGUGCAAAUUCAAGCAAACAUUAUUUCCAAGUGCUUUCUUGAUAUUGAGAAGAACAUCAACGACAAACUCGCAGUAAAUGUUGCUGCUCUCAACGAGUUGCCACAGCAUUCGGGUUCUGUUGCUGAAGCUUUGGCUACAUUCAUGCGCAUUCAGAGUUUGGCUAUUGAGUCUCUGAAGAAAAUUUUUCUUGGAGUAGAGUCUAAUGAGUACAUUGGAGAUUUUGAAAAGCAAUGUGCUGAGAAAUGGUCUAAGUUGAUUGAUCUUGAAUUCAAACAAUUCUCUGCUGAGCUAAGUUCAACAUAUCCUGAUGAGAAGGUAGACAACUUGUUCAUGGAGUUCAUGUUUUUAGAUGAAGCACAAAAGACUGGAUCGCCCGAUUUCCUGGAUGUUUUGCAGAAGAAGCAUUUCAUUAAGAGGGCAGUGCAAAAUUUCAUUGCCAGGAGGAAGGAUAAAUCGGUUAAUGGGAUACGAGAAAUCCUUGGGAUGGAUAGGCUGACUGACAUCACUAGUAGUACUGAUUAUGUAGCUACUUACAGAAGUCUCAUCGCUCAAAAAAGGAAAUUUGUGAAGUACUGCCAAUAUUCCAAAGGAUCGAAAAUAAACAUCGAUGGAUUUGGAGUAAUAGAUGUUUGGUUUAUAAGGCGUCAGCCUAAAGAUCUUGUGCAGCAAGCUUUUGAAUUGAAGAUGACAAUGGCUGCAUACUGGAAAACUGUGUUCAGUCCUCAAAAGUUGGAUGACCAUGAGAUCGAGAUGGAAAUUGUGAAUGAUCGAAUGGCAACUUCGCAUGUGAGGUUCUUUGCAUACUGGAAAUUUACUUUGGGUCUUGAAAAGUUUGUUGAUGAGAUUAAUGAUGAGGUUGUUGGUGAUCUAAUAGCAUCCCAUGGUGGUGGACAUGAGAGUUCCCUGCAAGAAUCAUUGUCUGCUGAGAUGUGCUUUAGGCUCAAAAAGAGUGUGAAGUUGCUUGAAGAGUUAAAAGAGAUGGUGGUAAAGAUUAUGGAGUACAGUCUUGGUUCAUCAUGUUAG
Molecule: messenger RNA, 1182 nt
Organism: Solanum lycopersicum (tomato)
Lineage: Eukaryota; Viridiplantae; Streptophyta; Magnoliopsida; Solanales; Solanaceae
Source: RefSeq, a predicted model, not a curated record